Messenger RNA from Rasamsonia emersonii CBS 393.64, 2592 nucleotides. RefSeq names its product Small nucleolar ribonucleoprotein complex component (Utp5). Gene Ontology annotation, biological process: maturation of SSU-rRNA from tricistronic rRNA transcript (SSU-rRNA, 5.8S rRNA, LSU-rRNA). The transcript has 2 exons. NCBI's taxonomy places the organism in Eukaryota, Fungi, Ascomycota, Eurotiomycetes, Eurotiales, Trichocomaceae. Gene Ontology annotation, cellular component: nucleolus. Bases 1 to 2592 code for a protein of 863 amino acids. The record is from RefSeq and is a predicted model, not a curated record. Gene Ontology annotation, molecular function: protein binding.
AUGGGAAACAAAAAGGCUUCCCGCCCGCCGACGUCGAAAACUUCCUCCGCAUCAGCCCCCGCGGCAUCAGGUGCGACAGUCGCCGGCAACAAGUCUUCUGUGUUGCGGGCUGCGUUUUCACCAUCUGAAUAUCAAUUGGCUCUCUUCGCAUCAGUUAUCCAAGGCCUUGAUGCGCAGCAUCUCCGCAUUCACGACAUCAACACUGGACGUUUGCAGUGCGAACAUGCGGUGGCUCCCAAGGAAGCCAUAACGUCGCUGGACUGGGGCUAUUACUACAGUGACCGAUCGAGAGAACGUGAACAGCAGUCGAAGAAGAAGCGGAAGAGAAACUCCGGCGUCAAUGGCGCACUUGAUGGUGCUGACGGUGGUGAUGUUGUUGUCGCCUUUGGCACUACGACGUCAGAGAUUCGCAUGUACUCCCCGAUAGAGGACAAGGUGAUUGCUACUCUAUCAGGUGGACAUGAUGGAGGAAUCAAGGAUUUCAAGUUCACGGCGGGACGGACAUCGGCCGAGGGAUGGAGUAUUGGAGGAGAUAACAAACUUGUUCAAUGGGAUCUGCGGACCGGGCGCAGUAUCAGGACGGUACAUCUACCUACGACCUCAGUUGUCACAGCACUCUCCAGACCAACUCCCUCCAAUCCUCCAGUCAUAUGUGCAACACAGACACCUUACAUUAUAGAUGUUGAGAAGUCAGACGAACCACCGCUAUCAUUUCCGGCAAUGCGGAACCCAAUUCACACCCUCAUUUCGUCUUCUACGGACUCUGUUAUGGCCGGCCAUUUCCUCGCGUCGGACGCCGACCGUUACGUCAAUAUCUUUGAUCCAAGCAAAAAAGGGCUGGUGAUGAAUUUGGUGGCAGAGAAGGAAGUGUCUUCACUAUCUCUAUAUGCUGGGAAACAGUCCGACAAAAACGCCGUUCCUCUCGAUAAGCAAAUUCUUGCUGUUGUAGUGGAAGACGGUACCAUUGAGCUCUUCACAAAACCAUUCUUGCGGCUCGGCGAGUCCGAGGGUUCAAAAACUACCAGCCUCAAGGCUAAGGCAAGGCAAAUGACUCGGAAAGCAGAUGCCCAUCUCAAGAUCGUUCGACCAGAGUCCGGGAAGCUUGUGUCAGUAGUAAAAACUGAAUUCCAAGGACCAGAACUUCUCAUUGCAUGGGCUGAAGGAGGUGUCAAUGUGAUCUUCGAGCGGGUGAGAUGGCAGGACGAAGAUACAGAGGAGCUUGCAUUUUUGGGGACUAAGGAAGUUACGGCGCGCAAAUCUGCGUCUGUGCUAGGCUCUGCGACCGUAAAUGAGGCUCGAGAAGUUGGUCAGACUCAAGUCGAUGAGACCAAUGCCGUGAUUGACACAGGACGUUUUGCUGAUGAUGUUGAAAUGAAUGAUUCACGAGAUGAUGCCGUUUCAAUAUCCGGUGAGGAGGAGGAAGCAUCGGACGAGGAGGCCGAGUCUCGUGAGAGCAAGAAAGUGAGCGAGAAACGGCAGGUAGCUCAGUCGAAAGGCUCUACAGAUAAGGAUGUAGAGAUGCAAGAUGCUGGCGCCUCCGAAGCUGAAGAGGAGGGUGAUGAAGGAGCGGAACCUUCUUUUGGCGAAUUGCUUCGCGCCAAUGCUACUGAGGCCAUAGAUGUCGAGGCAGAACUGGAAGAUGACGCUGGUGCCGGACCCCUAGUGCCUGGCAAGGCCAACACUGUUUCCCAGAUUCCAUCUGGCGUCUCGCUUUCGACGGUUCUUACACAAGCCCUCAAGACUAACGACAACGAGAUGUUGGAGUCAUGUUUCCAUACGGGAGACCUGAACAUCAUCCGCACAACUAUCCAGCGCCUCGACUCGUCUUUGGCGGCGACACUGCUGCAGAGACUCGCCGAACGUCUCGCCGCCCGGCCUGGCCGCUACGGGCACCUCCUUGUCUGGGUGCAGUGGACGUGUAUCGCUCAUGGAGGGGCGAUUGCAGGGAAGGCUGAUAUCCUGAAACGGAUGUCUGCUCUCUACAAGGUCAUGGACCAGCGCUCUUCGAGCCUACCAUCCCUCCUCCUGCUCAAGGGCAAGCUCGAUAUGCUGGAUGCACAGCUCAACCUGAGACAGUCCACGGCGAAUCGUGGCGCGGACGGCAUGGACAGCGAGGACGACGAAGACAUCAUCUACGUUGAAGGCCAGGAUGAUGACAGUGAGGCGGAGGGACGCAAGGCAUCUACAAUCACGCCCCGCACCAAAUCGAUGCGCGACACUCACGGCAUGCUCACUGAUGAAAACGAGGCCGAUGCGAUUCCCAACGGCAUCGGGUCAGGUCCCGAGUCCGACAACGAAGAUGAGGAAGGUAGCGAAGACGAGGCCGAAGACGACGAGAACCUGGUGGACAUCGAAGCCGAGGAGUCCGUCGGCUCGUCGGACGCGGAGGAGUCGCUUGAAGAAAACGAAGACGAUGAUGAAGAGGAUGAAGAGUCGGACGAAGGCAGCGCCGGCUCCCUGGUUGAUUUCAUCGCCGACUCGGAAGAGGAGCUGUCUGAAGCGGAUGAUGAUGAUGGUGCGACGAAGUCCCCUCCACCAUCGAAGAAGGCAAAAUUGAGUGGUAAAGGAAAUAAAGCAUCUGGUAGACGAUAG